AUGGGCAGGAAGUGCUCUCAUUGUGGGAACUUAGGCCAUAAUUCAAGGACCUGCGCCCGUUACAGAGCAACCGUUGUUGGUGGUCUUAGGCUUUUUGGCGUGCAACUUGGCACAUCUUCAUCUUCUGCUGCCAUGAAGAAGAGCUUCAGCAUGGAUUGCUUACCCUCAUCCUCAUCCUCAUCCCCAUCGUCUUCUUUGUGUUCAUCUAGAGUUUCCAUUGAUGAUAACUCUGACAAAACAUCUAUCGGCUAUCUGUCUGAUGGUCUCAUAGGAGUUCCAUGGACAGAAGAGGAGCACAGAACAUUUCUAAUCGGACUAGAGAAGCUAGGAAAGGGAGAUUGGAGAGGCAUCUCCCGUAACUUUGUUACUACUAGAACUCCCACUCAAGUUGCUAGCCAUGCUCAAAAGCAUUUUCUUCGCCAGGCAAGCCUGAACAAGAAGAAGCGACGUUCAAGCCUUUUCGACUUGGUUGUAAGCAGCAGCAACAUAACUACUAGUCAUCAAGUUGGUGGUUCCUGCAAUAACCAGCCAAGUGAUUAUCCAGUUCCUACAUAUUUCAAGGCAUCUAGCUCUCGAUAUGCAAUAACGCACCAUGAAACCAGUACUCUGCCUCUGCCAGGCCUUAACAUUUCUGAUCAUGAACAAGGAGUCAAAUCAGAUGUCCAAGAAACUAACUAUUCGGAUGAAUUAGCACCACAAGACCAUUCAAUGCCAUUUUUUCUGCACGUAGUGAAUGAAUAUCCCUUGCCAAAGCCUUCAAAUCCAUCAAAAGCAAUGCCUCUAAAUGUAGCAGUACCUGAUCUAGAGCUCAGUCUUGCUGCUUCAACAUCUUCGGAAAGCAAUAAUCCAUCCCCAAGUCCCCUUCGCAUCAGACCUAUUAGAGUUACCUAA
This is a messenger RNA of Dovyalis caffra, 891 nucleotides long. NCBI's taxonomy places the organism in Eukaryota, Viridiplantae, Streptophyta, Magnoliopsida, Malpighiales, Salicaceae. The record is from the annotation of a GenBank genome assembly.